Messenger RNA from Protopolystoma xenopodis, 276 nucleotides. The record is from the annotation of a GenBank genome assembly. NCBI's taxonomy places the organism in Eukaryota, Metazoa, Platyhelminthes, Monogenea, Polystomatidea, Polystomatidae.
AUGGCAAAGCUCACUGAUGAUGCCGAUUACUAUGUCGGCGAGACGUCUGCCAAUGUACCAAUUCCACGGUUUGAUGCUGGGCAUUAUGAUAAUUAUUAUGGCAGAGGACUUGGGAAUAUAUUCGUUCCACCAAAUCAACCUGACCACAAGACCAAGUUGCGAAGUCUCAAUUUAACCUAUUUAUGCACAUGGAUUAGUGGGUAUCAAGUAUUUUGCCAUGGUCCAUCCCCAUCACUCGGGGCCAUUAGAUUAUAUUCCCGAUCUCCGCUGCUAUAA